AUGGAUAUUUCAGCGGGUAUGCGUCGGAGGAAGGGCACCCAUCCAGCGGAAGCCGGGAAUAACGAUCAAAGAGAAGUAGACAUAAAGUUUGAUUCUUCAGCUGCGAAUGCUCCUGGACUCAAGAACCCGCAGGAGCAAUCCUCCUCGGAGCCUAGCUCUUCGGCAAAGGCUGCGGAUGCUGGAGAUGAGUUCAUCAAUAAUUUCGUUACAGAUUUAGCGCCCCUUCUUGCAUUGUUUGGCGAGAGAGUUGCAACGCAAUUUAUGAGCGAGUCUUUCACAAUUGCCGACAGUAUCAUCUUUGCCGUUGCUCCAUUGGGUAUCAUGACGGCCAUGGUUGGUGCUAUUAGGGUUGGAGGCCCUAACGAAUUCAGGGCUAUCAUUGGGCGUGCAAAAGAGAGCCGCUCUACUGUUGAGCUGGAGUUGAUGUCCUCGACCUCAACUGAGGUUUGCGAAUUAUGGAACGGUGAUGGGAUCGUGAGAGUGCUUGGAAGAUCUAUCAUCGAAUUGAUUUAUGUUGUCCCCGACGAUGACAACCCCAACAUAUCUGAACAAACCGCCCUACAGAUGUGGCAGGAUGACCUUGGAAUAUACGGUUUCGAUUCAGCAUUGAAUCAGAAGGGGGAAAAAGACUUCUGA
Messenger RNA from Morchella importuna, 636 nucleotides. RefSeq lists its product as uncharacterized. NCBI's taxonomy places the organism in Eukaryota, Fungi, Ascomycota, Pezizomycetes, Pezizales, Morchellaceae. The transcript is spliced from 3 exons. Bases 1 to 636 code for a protein of 211 amino acids. The record is from RefSeq and is a predicted model, not a curated record.